UGCUGUCAGUAAAGCAAACAUCGAGAUCAGCUCAACAGCUCCAAUCUCCGCCGCGGAACGAUGUCUUUGCAUUUGGGUCAGAGGUAGGUGUGCACCGACGCGCUGCUCUCCGAUCAGUGACAGGCUUCGUAUUAACCACGCAGCCGUGAGGACCGGCGAUUCGGCCCGCAGCGCUCAGCCUGGACUGCACCGGAAUGUCAGAAACGUGUAAAGGCUGAGAGCAGUUUGCAGACUGCGGAUCAUCCAGCAGCACACAAUGUCCACUCAGGCCGGAGCAGAGGUGCAUCUGGAGCGGGUUGGGGGUGCAGGAGUGAUCACUCUGAAUCGGCCCAAAGCCCUGAACGCCCUGAACCUGCCCAUGAUCAGGCACAUCUACCCGCAGCUGAAGAAGUGGGAGAAGGACUCGGAAACUGACAUAGUGGUCAUCAAAGGGGCAGGAGGGAAGGCAUUUUGUGCUGGUGGGGAUAUCAGAGCUGUUACAGAAGCUGGGAAAGUGGGAGGAUCCCUGGCCCAUGAUUUCUUCCGUGAGGAAUACAUACUGAACAACGCUAUUGGGACGUAUGCGAAGCCCUACGUGGCCAUUAUUGAUGGGAUAACCAUGGGAGGUGGCGUUGGCCUCUCUGUCCACGGGCGCUUUCGGGUGGCCACUGAGAAGACCCUGUUCGCAAUGCCAGAGACUGCAAUAGGUCUGUUUCCGGAUGUUGGGGGUGGCUACUUCCUGCCCAGACUGCAGGGCAAACUGGGCCUCUUCCUGGCACUGACUGGCUUUCGGCUCAAAGGCAGGGAUGUGCAGAAGGCAGGCGUGGCCACACACUUUGUGGACUCUCAGCAGAUCGCAGCCCUGGAGAAAGAGCUGGUGGACCUCAGGUCUCCUUCCUUUGAAGACGUGGCUGGCGUGUUAGAGUCCUAUCAGAAGCAGAGCAGUGUGGAUAAGGACAAGCCUUUCGUCCUGGAGCAGCACAUGGACGCUAUCAAUCGGCUGUUUGAGGCUGGCAGUGUGGAGGGAAUCGUGGAGAAUCUGCAGCAGGACGGCUCCUCGUUCGCACAGACGCAGGCAGAGACCCUGUCCAAGAUGUCUCCCACCUCACUGAAGCUGACGUUCAGGCAGCUGGCGGCCGGGGUCUCCAUGAGCCUGCAGCAGGUGCUGGUGAUGGAGUACAGGCUGAGUCAGGCCUGCAUGAGAGGUCACGACUUCUAUGAAGGUGUGAGGGCAGUGCUUAUUGACAAGGAUCACAGCCCCGAGUGGAGGCCCUCCACACUGCAGGAUGUCACAGAGCAGGUCCUGGAUACGUGCUUCGAGCCGCUGGGCCCGCUGGACUUGCGUCUCUGAGCGUGCUCACUGCAGAGCGGCGGCCCCUAACGCCUCUCUGACACUGCCAGCAGUAUGAAAGCAGCAGACUGGUGCUGUCCCACAAUGCAACACUGCCGUGGUGCAUAGGGCAGGCAGCAGAACUCACCAUUUAGUGCUUUAAUACUUUAAGGUUGGAGAAAUGUUGUCUUGUUUUUUAUAAUCAGAAUCAAAUUGUGCUCAACAGAGAUGAAAUGUUGAAGCACAGGGAAACAGGAUGUCAUUCUGAACUUUGCUGUGAUUUUCCCGUGUGGAGUCUGUGUUAGUAGGUCGUUCCAUGUAGCCCAGUCUUGUAUCUGAGCUCACUGUGGGACAUUCAGCGGGAUCAGAUCUCAUGGAGGCAGAAAGUAGAGAACUGACUUCUCAUAAAACAUGUUAGUGAGACUUAAUAAAAAUAAAGCAAAACAAGGUACAGGAACAUGUGGUUGCAGUGUAAACUUCUUAACCACCGUGGGGUAUCCACUUUGAGGAAUAAAUGAUUGAGCUCAUGAAUACAGCAGUAACGUCCCACCUGAGGGUCAAACGUGUAACCCUCACAGGUCCACACAAGCUGCUGUCCCCCUCUGAGGUGUCCCAUUUGCCUGUGCUAUUGCAUCAGACAGGAUACAAUGAAGAACACAAUGAAGACCAGUAUGUGGGAUGGCUUUUAUUUCUUACUCUUUCUCAGCAGCUGUACAGAGCGAUCGGCAGCUGAAUUAAAUACGUUUUACAUGUCUGGACAACAUGACAGUUAUUAAAAAUGAUCCUCUUAAAGAUGUGGGCGAAAUGUUAUAUUUUGCCUGUUCAUUUACAAUGUUUACAGUGUAACCCAGGAUGAUCACUAGAAGAGUCUCACCUGAAAGCAGGUGAGUAAGAUGAUGUGGGGCAGCUUCCCUCUCUUGCUGUUGUAGUAUAUUUAUAAUCACAUCAGCGUUUCAUUAGGACUAUGUAAGUGUAGGAGUGCUGGAUAUUUUAUUUCACUUCUUUUUGGCUUUUUUGGUUUCACGUCUUUUUUGGCUAGCCGUGAUGCUCUGCACUGUUAAACUGAACUCUGAUUUAGAGGGAAGCAGAAAUGACAUCAGGUGGAUAACGGUAAACUUUAAUGUACAUUUUCAUAAAUUCUGCUCUGCAGCCAUCCUUUCUUUUAUUGAUUUAUGGAUUUCAACCAUUUCUCAGACAUGGAUGUAGUUGAGACAACAAAUCAGUAGCUGGAGCAUCUGGUUUGGAAACGCUGUAUCUCAGCCAGACAGUUUCUACUCCCUUAACCUCAGGUCCUUAUAGAGUGGAAAGCUUUUAGCUGGAAUGGACUUUCUGUUGGACAGUAUGUGUAUAACACUGCUUAGCAAUAAACAGCUGUACAGAAAGGCCACUAAUUAAGGAAAAAGUAACUGUCAAUAGACACUUUCAUUGAUAGGUACUUAUAAGAUACUAAUUUACCUCAAAAUCACUCCCUCCUGUUUCAUGAUAUAUGAUAUAUACCCUGUUUAUACAAAAGUAAAGAUUAAUUGCAUCUUGAACAUUUCAAUAGGAAAGGAUGACUCACUUUUCUCGUUUGUGAUUGGUCACUCCAUACAUAAACAGCACUGUGGAACUCUGGUUGUGUUAGCUGGUACAGUUAGACUAAGUUCCUGCAGGUCUUGGUGUUCAAGCACCUGCACCAUGAGCUGGUUUCACUGCUGUGCACUGUCCAACCAUAGAGGGGAUUAAAACAUAUUUCUAAAUGGUCCCUUUUAUAAAAUGUAUAAACCGGUAAUUCACUGUUAUUGUGCAAAAAGCCCUGUGUUUAGUUCCCUUCAUUAAAGGAGCUGGGGUCUCCUCCUCCUCUCUUUCCCUUGUACCCAUGUUCUGGCCUGUUUAAUUUCAAACAAAAUGCCAAAGCCAGUGAGAACUCUGCUGUAUAAUACACUUUAGCAACUUAGUAUUCUGUAGUAAAACAAAUGAGAACUUUCCCGGUUUUUCACAAAUCAAAGACUAAUUAUUAACGGUAUUAACGGCACAUUAAAAAGAAACGCUAAUUCAGAAAGUCUGUGAAAUGACAUCAUUUAUGCUGUUGUGCAUCUGUUAGCAAAUGUUCCCUG
This is a messenger RNA of Megalops cyprinoides (Indo-Pacific tarpon), 3405 nucleotides long. RefSeq names its product 3-hydroxyisobutyryl-CoA hydrolase (gene hibch). Bases 257 to 1330 code for a protein of 357 amino acids. Gene Ontology annotation, molecular function: 3-hydroxyisobutyryl-CoA hydrolase activity. The record is from RefSeq and is a predicted model, not a curated record. Gene Ontology annotation, biological process: L-valine catabolic process. Gene Ontology annotation, cellular component: mitochondrion. NCBI's taxonomy places the organism in Eukaryota, Metazoa, Chordata, Actinopteri, Elopiformes, Megalopidae. The transcript is spliced from 14 exons.